Molecule: messenger RNA, 3264 nt
Organism: Oppia nitens
Lineage: Eukaryota; Metazoa; Arthropoda; Arachnida; Sarcoptiformes; Oppiidae
Product: protein kinase 4-like
Exons: 5
Coding region: 304-3264 (986 amino acids)
Biological process (GO): peptidyl-tyrosine dephosphorylation
Cellular component (GO): cytoplasm; nucleus
Molecular function (GO): non-membrane spanning protein tyrosine phosphatase activity
Source: RefSeq, a predicted model, not a curated record
CAUGGAAUGUGUGUAAUGGAGUACACAUUCAUUGAUCACUCAAUCACUGGUUCACUGCAUUAGAGUUACAACUAUUGUGUUAUUGUAUUAAUACAUAGCAUAGCAUUGAUUGCUCUCUCAAUGAGAGAGAGAGAGACUUAACGUUCAAAACAAUACUCUUUUGUUGACUUCAUUUAAGUGAAAACACAGAUACAACUGGUUUUACCAUCAAUUGAUGGCUAUUAAGACAUCUUCGCCCAAAUAACACACUUAUAAUUGGUCUCAUAGUUGGUGUCCACCAAAAAACAAAAUAAGUCAUAAGCGAUGGUCAAAUCGGCGCCACUUAAGUCACUUUUACAACAUUUUCUCAACCAUUUCGAGACACUUGAGACCAGACAUCGAUUGGCGAUCGAAACCAGCGAUGAAUCCAUUUGUUUAUAUCGUAAAGAAUUUCAGACACUCAAAGAAUUAACAGAACAACUGAAGACUGAUCCAAAUUGUGGAUCAGAUGAAGGAGAAAAUGAUGUCAAUCGACGUAAAAAUCGCUACAAAGACAUACUUCCUUACGAUCACAGCCGAGUCAUACUUGAAGAAUACCCAGGAGUUCCCGGUUCGGACUACAUGAACGCCAAUUACGUAAAGGGCGCCUCUGGGUCUCCACGAGCUUACAUCGCAAGUCAAGGACCACUGCCUAACACAUUAGUAGACUUCUGGAGAAUGAUGUGGGAAUCGGAUGUGUCGGUCAUUGUGAUGGCCUGUAAUGAGAGAGAGGGAGGAAAGUAUAAAUGCGAGUCCUAUUGGCCCGAAGAUAGCAGUGAACCGCAACAAUACGGAAAUAUUACCGUUCAAUUGGUUAAAUGGCGUCAGGUUUGUCCUGAUUUUCUCGUUCGUACUCUUAAAGUGACUGCCGAUUCAAAAGACCGGACUGUUUGUCAGUUUCAUUACCAGACGUGGCCCGACCACGGAGUGCCUAACUCUGUUCAUCCCAUACUCGAGUUAUGCCGUCUCAUGCGUGACGUACAGAUCUCCGAAACUCGACCCAUACUUAUUCACUGUAGCGCCGGCUGCGGCCGAACCGGUACUCUAUGUAGUAUUGAUUAUGUUUGGGCUCUUCUCAGGACUGGAAAACUCAGAGAAGAUUUUAGUUUAUAUUCAAUAAUACGAGAUAUGAGAAAACAAAGGAUAGCAAUGGUUCAGACAUUAGAGCAGUACAUACUGUGCUAUAAAGCUGUGUCCACACUGUUUGAACAGCAGUUAAAAAUGAUUGAUUCGCACACAUAUGAGAACAUUGAUGGCGAUGGAGAACCACUGAUGAGACUGCAAUUGUUAACUGAUCCUAUAGUUGACGAUUCAUUGAAGUCGACGUCGAAUGAGUCAAACAUCAACACAAAGCCAUCGCCACAGAGAAUGCCAUCCAUUGUUGCCAACAGUAUUCACACAUCAGGUGGUGAUGAAGUGCGACACCAAAGACUGGUAGGAAAGGCAACUGUUAUACGCCGUCCAAGUAUUGCAAAACUAAAAGCCAUAUUUGAAAAUCAAAAUCCAAGUUCAGGUCAGGACAUGACUCCAGUGGUUGUGAGGUCGCGAUCGACCAAUAGUUCAUUGAAUAGAACUCAAAGUAUUAAACAAGAAAAAUCAAGAAAUAGUAGAUCUAUGAUUGAAACCAAUGGUUUGUAUAGUGAUUAUAAUAAUCAAAUGAGACAACAGAAUCAAUUAGAAAUUGAUAAUCAAAAUACAAAUGUUGUCAAUGAUUGUCAUCAAACAAAUUAUAAUGAUUUUAGUUCUGUUAAUGAACUAAACAAAUCAAUGGAUAAUAAUAAUACACAAAUGGUUUCYAAUAAUAAUCAUCAUUACAGUGGACCACAAUUUAUUGAACAAUCAUUUACUAUAUUAAACGAUCAGAAAUUGUUUCAUCAAAAUCAUCAACAAUUGCAACAAGAGAUUCGUCAACACAUCCAACAAAAACAGUUGCAAUCCGUUCAACAAAGUGCUGCUCAACAAAUGCAGACGCAAUUAGUUGCCACUAAUGUCUACCAAAUUGAUCCACAAAUGUCUUCGCAGACACAGAUUCAGCAUCAAAUGACACCAUCGAUGCAAAUGUCACUCAACAAUGGCAACACUCAAUCACUGCCUCCACCACCAAACCAAUCAUUGCCGUCACGACCGCCUAAUCAGCCAUUACCACCUCCUCCGAAGCCUCCGCGCACAUAUCAGUACCAUCAUCUACUCGAUGGAUCAAUUGCUUCACUGCCUAAUACCUCAGAGGGCAGACUCAUUGUUUCUGUAGCCCUUCCCAGACGUCAACCAAAUGAUCUAAAUAUGAAUCAGACAAACAUUUACGAACAAAUCGGUCAAAGAGCACACAUGUCGGACACACUUAUAGUCAAUACUAAUAAUAUCGAUAACUUUAAUAAUUUCAAUCUGAAUCCACACAAUACCAUAAAAGUAUUAAAUGUUUCCAAUAAUAAUAUAUAUGAAUCAGUAUUACCUAAAUAUAGAAGAGGACAACAAUUACCGGUUGAUAAUAAUGGAGUGCCAAAUGUUACACACAAUCAAAACAUACAUUCCUAUUAUGAUAUUAUGAAAUUAAGAAAUCCGGGUCUCAACCAAACCAUACCAUUCUAUGAUAGCAUUUACGGCAGACAUGGUUUUAUGACUGUUCCCAAUUUGCGUCACAUACCUGUGCCUAUUACACAACUUCAUCCAUUUCCACAAUUUAAGCCAAAUUUUGAAUCAAUUUAUGCCAACACUAAUCCAAAUCCAAACUUGAAUUCAAAUGCCAAUCCAAACAUUGUUAAUAAUCAUAACAAUGUUAACAGUAAUAGUAAUAAUAAUCAGAAUAAUGUUAAUCUAAGUAAAACAAAAAGUGAACCAAAUAUUAAGUCAAACACUGAGAGAAUUACAAAUAAUUUAGCGAAUAAUAUUGAAAAACCCGAUAAUAUUAAGAAUUCAAUUAAAAAGAGUAAGAAAAUGGAGAAAAAAGAGAAGAAUACCAAUAAUUUGAAUACUAAGUCAAACCAUAAGAACGAGUCGAUGAAGAAGAAAACAGCUAACAGUACUUCUAAUCUUCCGACGGCAACACAACAGGAGUCAACUUCGGGUACUUUCGGGUCCAAGUUAUCCAAUGCUUUUAGAGGACUCAAAAUAAAAUCGUCGACUAAAAGUAAAUCAAAUACUAAUCUAAAUCACAGCACAUCUACUAAUAAUGUCACCGGCUCACAUACUGUCACCCGACCCCCUCAUUCACAUCGAUUCUCACCUCCCACUCAAUGGACACAAGUUUGA